UGAAUUUCUGGGCGGUGAACAUGUAGGGAUUGCCCCGCUUGGUUGAGGAAAUCCAGAGUAUAAAGUUAUAACUCAUGACCAUUUCUCCUCCUCUCUGGCCGUCAGUCUGACUGCCAUUUUCUCACUCACUAUCGUUCAAGUCAACCACUUUACGUGCACUCGUUCACCCCAUAUUGAGACUCUUUGCGAUUCAAUAUGCAUAAAUCAUACCUCCUCCUCGCAGGACUUGCCAGGGUUGCAGUCGGUGGUAAAAUCCUUUGGGAUGGAAGAUUCAAUGAUGUCCAGUCUAACAAAGACAUUGAAGCGUGGUCCUGGAGCAAUCAAGUCGGCCCAUAUCAAUACUACAUCGUGAGUUUUGUUUCACAUCCGAAAUUUGAUAGUCAAAUAACCAUUUAGUAGCACGGGCCUUCUCCAAUUGACGCAUACGUAAACCUCGAUCCGUCUUACAGAAAUCCAGCAGAUCUAGGAAGUUCAAAAGGCGUGAAGAUCACAGUAGACGACACCUCAUUCUGGAACGGUCAAACACUUCGUCGAACCGAACUUAUUCCCCAAGCAUCGGCACCAAUCAACGCCUCAAGGGUUUUCUACCACUUCAGCCUGCAACGGUCCGAUGUUAACCCUCCCGAUACUAACAAGGAGCACCAAAUCGCCUUCUUCGAAAACCACUUCACAGAAUUGAAGUCUGGACACCUAGGCGACCCCACCGGGAUCACAGAUAACUUUCUCAGAUGGAACGCUGCGGGCAAGACACUAUGGAGCACCACCUGGAAUGCGCACGUUUGGCACAACAUCGCCUAUGAGGUCGAUUUUGAUGCUAAGACAGUGGCGUUUUGGCAUUCUGAGGGGGCAGACGACUUGGAGCUGACUGUUCCGGCUGUCAAGGCAGACACCUUUUCGGACAACAAGGAUUUUCAUUUGGGAAGUCUUGUCGUACCCAGAGAUGGUUUCCCUGAUCUAACCGAGGACUUCUAUUUUUCUAGUGUUUGGGUCGAGAGUGGAGAGACUAUUACGACAGGUAUCGCUGGACCUGAGAACUCUCCAGCUAAAGUACCUGCUACUCAAGUUACACGUACAGGACCCCCACCACCAAAGGACUCUUAAGGGGCUCAGGGGUGGAAAGUACUUGUCUUUACUGUACUGUGGAGAACGGUGAGGAACUCCAGAGACUGUAAAGAUGUAGAUUAUAUAACCCAUAUACAAACUAAAUAUACGACUUUCACGAGAAU
This is a messenger RNA of Hymenoscyphus albidus, 1226 nucleotides long. The record is from the annotation of a GenBank genome assembly. NCBI's taxonomy places the organism in Eukaryota, Fungi, Ascomycota, Leotiomycetes, Helotiales, Helotiaceae.